Molecule: messenger RNA, 357 nt
Organism: Menidia menidia (Atlantic silverside)
Lineage: Eukaryota; Metazoa; Chordata; Actinopteri; Atheriniformes; Atherinopsidae
Source: the annotation of a GenBank genome assembly
AUGCAUCAGACCUUUGAUCCUAAUCGAAUUGUAGCUGACAGCAGGAGGCAAGUCAACAACCACAACGUCUGCCUCACUGUGGACUGUCUGUUUUAUGAGGGUAAACUCCUCAAGUGUUCCCGAAACGACGUCUCGUGGGGUGAUAUCCAGAAACUCCUGAAUAUUCCCAUUUCUGAGGCCCCCAAAGAUUCGAUCAAAUAUUCUAUCACAGCAAGCAACCAGGAGUCCAGCAAACGUUACCCAUCCAGGCCGGAUCAGAACCAGAAACCCAGCAAACGUCAUCCAACAAGGCCGGAUCAGAACCAGGAGUCCAGCAAACGUCAGGUUGGUUUCAGCGUGUAUCACAGCUGGCUCUGA